Molecule: messenger RNA, 5200 nt
Organism: Amblyraja radiata (thorny skate)
Lineage: Eukaryota; Metazoa; Chordata; Chondrichthyes; Rajiformes; Rajidae
Product: ATP-binding cassette sub-family C member 9
Exons: 40
Coding region: 89-4864 (1591 amino acids)
Biological process (GO): potassium ion transport; transmembrane transport
Cellular component (GO): membrane
Molecular function (GO): ATP binding; ABC-type transporter activity; sulfonylurea receptor activity
Source: RefSeq, a predicted model, not a curated record
AUGCAUGGUAGGGGAACCGAGCACCCACCCACCCCCUGUUUGGUUUGCUGGUCGCUUUCCCCGCUAGUUGGCCGGAGCUGCAUCGGACAUGUCUCUGUCUUUCUGUGGCAACGAUACGGCCACCGCAUACAACGUCGACGGCGGCAUCUUAAACAACGGCUGCUUCGUGGAUGCUCUCAAUCUGGUCCCACACGUCUUCCUACUUUUCAUCACUUUCCCGAUCUUGUUCAUCGGUUGGGGAAGUCAAAGUUCAAAGGUUCAGAUCCACCAUAACACGUGGCUACAUUUCCCUGGACACAGUUUUCGAUGGAUCCUGACAUUUAUACUUCUCUUUGUCCUUGUCUGCGAGAUCGCAGAAGGGAUGUAUUCUAACGGGAAAAUGGACACACACCACCUUCACCUCUUUAUGCCGGCAACCAUGGGAUUCAUCGCUGCCACCGCAUCCAUCAUUUACUAUCAUAACAUCGAAACGUCCAACUUCCCAAAGUUAUUAUUAGCUCUGUUUAUCUACUGGGUCCUGACUUUUAUCACAAAGUCCAUUAAACUGGUGAAGUACUAUGAUCAUGGUGUCAGCACGUCCCAGCUACGGUUUUGCAUCACCCUUAUAUUGGUCUUCCUUUACGGAUCGCUGAUGGCUGUAGAAAUCAGUGUGAUUAUAUUCAGGAAGUAUGUGUUUUUUAACACCCCGAAAAAAGUGAAACCUCCGGAAGACCUGCAAGAUCUGGGAGUGAGAUUCCUGCAGCCGUUUGUCAACUUACUAUCGAAAGCUACCUACUGGUGGAUGAACGCACUCAUCGUUGCAGCACACAAGAGGCCAAUCGAUCUCAAGACCAUCGGCAAGCUGCCCAUAGCCACCAGGGCUCUCACCAACUACAUGUUACUGAAGGAAGCUUGCGAAGAGCAAAAGAAAAACGAGGGUGUGCCGGGGAGACGCUCUCUAUCCAUCUGGCGAGCCAUAUAUAGAGCGUACGGCCGUCCCAUCCUCCUCAGCAGCACAUUCCGCUACCUGGCUGACCUCCUGGGCUUCGCUGGCCCUCUCUGCAUCUACAAAAUUGUCGACCAUCUCAAAAAGAACGACACGGGUAACAAAACGAUGGACAGUGUUCUGGAAGGAGCUGGCCCUGCGGACAAAGUAACAUUUCAGGACGUCUAUUUUCUGUCAUCGAAGGAAUCCUUGGAGAACGCAUAUGUUUUGGCAGUGUUACUCUUUCUCGCACUCAUUCUACAGAGAACAUUUUUACAAGCCUCAUACUAUGUGGCCAUUGAAACCGGCAUCAAUCUACGUGGAGCCUUACUGGCUAUGAUCUACAAUAAGAUUCUGUGUCUAUCCACCUCCAAUAUGUCAAUGGGAGAGAUGACUUUGGGCCAGAUCAAUAAUCUUGUUGCCAUUGAAACCAACCAGCUGAUGUGGUUCCUGUUUCUUUGCCCUAAUCUCUGGGCCAUGCCAGUCCAGAUUAUCAUGGGCGUGAUCUUGUUGUACUACAUGCUGGGGAUUAGCGCGCUGAUCGGUGCGUCAGUCAUAGCGCUGCUUGCUCCUCUACAAUACUUCAUUGCAACCAAGCUCGCCUACGCACAGAAAAGUACGCUGGACUACUCCACGGAAAGACUGAAGAAUACCAACGAGAUCUUGAAAGGCAUCAAACUCCUGAAGCUCUAUGCCUGGGAGCAUAUCUUUACCAACAACGUGGAGAUGACAAGAAUGCAAGAAUUGACCAGUCUCAAGAGCUUUGCUCUCUACACAUCCUUAUCCAUGUUCAUGAAUGCCGCAAUACCGAUCGCAGCAGUGUUGGUGACAUUUGUGUCAUACUCAUACUUCAACUCAUCGAACCUGUCCUCUGCCGUAGCCUUUGCCUCAUUGUCCCUUUUCAACAUCUUGGUGACCCCACUAUUUCUGCUCUCCACUGUGGUCCGAUUCACAGUCAAAGCACUGGUCAGCGAACAAAAGUUGAACGUAUUUUUAACAAGUGACGAGAUUUCCAACGAUGGAUUCCGGGGGGCCGACACCUCACUGAAUGGAGAAACGUGCAAAAAACAUUCAGGAGUUCACACCAAGGCCUUCCAUAGAAGACACGCCCUGAAGGGGCAGCUGGAAGGAUAUGAACAGCCAUUGCGGAGAUACAUACGGCCCAAGGAGACUGAAGAUGUGGUGGUCAAGGUCACCAAUGGUUCAUUUUCUUGGGGCAGUAGUGUGGUGAAUCUUUCAGAUGUCAGCAUUAGAAUUCCAACAGGCCGACUGACAAUGAUAGUCGGGCAGGUGGGAUGUGGGAAAUCUUCCCUUCUCCUCGCCACCCUUGGAGAGAUGCUGAAACUUUCUGGCCAUGUGUACUGGAGCAAGGAACCAGAAAACGAGAUGAACCAAGAAACGUCAUGGAGUGCACAUGAAAUUGAGCCCGUGUUGGAAGCGACUGUGAGAACACGAAAUUCUGUGGCUUAUUCAGCUCAGAAGCCUUGGCUACUGAACACAACCGUGGAGGAAAACAUCACAUUCGGGAGUCCUUUUAUAAAACAAAGAUACAAAGCCGUCAUUGAUGCCUGCUCACUUCAGCCCGACAUAGACCUCUUACAAUUUGGAGACCAAACUGAAAUCGGAGAGAGGGGGAUUAACCUGAGCGGAGGUCAGAGGCAGAGAAUCUCGGUGGCUCGAGCCUUGUAUCAAGACACCAGUACAGUGUUCCUGGACGAUCCAUUCUCUGCCCUGGAUAUUCACCUUAGCGAUCACCUCAUGCAGGAGGGAAUCCUCAAGUUCCUCCGUGAAGACAAGCGGACCAUAGCGCUGGUGACACACAAGUUGCAGCACCUGACCCACGCUGACUGGAUAAUUGCGAUGAAAGAUGGGACCAUCAUUCGAGAAGGCACUCUGAAGGACUUUCAGAACCAUGACGUGGAGUUGUACGAACAAUGGAAAACCCUAAUGAACCGACAGGAUCAGGAGUUCGAAAAGGAAACUGAAGGGGAAAGCCUGACAAUUCAGGAAAGAAAAACGUUGCGGAGAGCCAUGUAUUCCCGGGAAGCCAAAGCCCAAAUGGACGAUGAAGAUGAAGAAGAGGAUGAAGGAGAUGACGAGGAAGAUAACAUGUCUACCGUGAUGAGGCUACGGACAAAAAUGCCCUGGCGAGCUUUCUGGAGAUAUCUGACCUCAGGAGGCUUCCUACUGCUCUCCUUGCUCAUUGUUUCCAAGUUAUUUAAACAUUCCGUCAUGGUGGCCAUUGACUUCACGCUAGCAAUUUGGACAUCAGCGAACAAUUCCGCCCAAACAUCAUCAAACACCACCGCCAAUGAGACUCUUCAGACCACCCAAGAUUACUACAAGAUGUGGUACAUCAUCUUGUGCAGUAUGGGAAUCAUUCUGUGCCUCAUCACGUCUCUGACAGUGGAGUGGAUGGGUCUAACAGCAGCCAAAAAUCUCCAUCGUAAUCUCUUGAACAAGAUCAUCUUAGCACCAGUGAGAUUCUUUGACUCAACGCCAGUGGGCCAAAUCCUCAAUCGUUUCUCUGCCGACACAAAUAUCAUAGACCAGCAUAUUCCACCAACACUAGAGUCCUUGACCAGAUCCACCUUCCUCUGCCUGUCGGCAAUAGGUGUCCUUUUGUGUGUCACACCGAUCUUCAUUGUGGCUUUACUGCCGUUUGGUGUCGCCUUCUACUUUAUACAGAAGUACUUCCGAGUUGCUUCAAAGGAUCUUCAGGAGCUGGAUGACGGCACCCAGUUGCCUCUGCUGUGCCAUUUUUCAGAGACCGCUGAAGGUCUCACGACUAUCCGAGCAUUCCGACAUGAAUCCAGGUUCAAACAGCAUAUGUUGGAACUCAUUGACGCCAAUAACAUUGCCUACUUGUUCCUGUCAGCUGCCAACAGAUGGCUGGAGGUUCGAACGGAUUAUCUUGGUGCCUACAUUGUUCUAACUGCAGCUUUGGCCUCCAUAGCGUAUUCUGAAUACACAAUAAUUUCAUCGGCCCAUGUAGGAUUAGGUCUGACCUAUGCUUUAACGGUUUGUAAUUACCUCAACUGGGUUGUGAGGAACCUGGCCGAUUUGGAAGUGCAGAUGGGAGCUGUGAAGAAGGUCAACAAUUUCUUGAACAUCGAGAGUGAGAAUUACGAAGGGACCAUGGACCCAUCCCAGGUCCCAGAAGACUGGCCACAGCAAGGAGAGAUAAAGAUUCAGGAUCUUUGCGUUCGAUAUGACCCAACUCUCAAACCGGUACUUAAACACGUCAAAGCCUACAUCACACCUGGCCAAAAGGUCGGGAUCUGUGGACGUACGGGUAGCGGAAAAUCGUCCCUAUCUCUGGCUUUUUUCAGAAUGGUGGAUAUAUUUGAAGGCAAAAUUGUCAUUGAUGGAAUAGACAUCAGCAAACUUCCCCUUCAUACACUGCGUUCCAGGCUUUCCAUCAUUUUACAAGAUCCUGUCUUGUUUAGUGGAUCUAUUCGCUUUAACCUGGACCCCGAGUGCAAGUGCACUGAUGACAGGCUGUGGGAGGCAUUGGAAAUUGCUCAGCUAAAGAACAUGGUUAAGUCGCUACCGGGCGGACUAAAUGCCAUGGUCACUGAGGGUGGAGAGAACUUCAGUGUUGGCCAGAGACAGCUCUUCAGUUUGGCCAGGGCCUUUGUACGAAAGAGCAGUAUUCUGAUCAUGGAUGAGGCCACAGCUUCCAUUGACAUGGCCACGGAGAGCAUUUUGCAAAAAGUGGUAAUGACAGCCUUUGCCGAUCGAACUGUGGUGACAAUCGCACAUCGCGUGCACACCAUUCUAACGGCCGACCUGGUGAUCGUGAUGAAACGGGGCAAGAUUCUUGAAUACGAUAAACCGGAAAAUCUUCUGGCCCACGAGGGAGGCAUCUUUGCAUCUUUUGUAAAAGCCGACAUGUAGAUGUGUCCGACCUCUCACAUUCCACGUUUAAAAAAAAAAUCUCUGCAACCACCGUUUAUGCUAUUUAAAAAUAAGAUAGAAUAUACCGCAGUCUUCCUGAGCUCAAAGACACAUCCCAGCACUGUGUCCAACAAGAUAAAAACUACAGCACUCUUGCCUCAGUCAGCGGCUGUUGGUGAAACUUGACACACUCCACAACCUAUGCAAACAUUAGUUUAAAACAAGUAAUUUUUCACUUCAUAAGGGGACAUAAAGUGCUGGAAUAACUCAACAUCUCCAGGCAACAUCUCCGGAGAACAUGGAUAGGUGACGUUUCGGGUCGAGGCCCUUCAAGGU